Molecule: messenger RNA, 1462 nt
Organism: Hermetia illucens (black soldier fly)
Lineage: Eukaryota; Metazoa; Arthropoda; Insecta; Diptera; Stratiomyidae
Exons: 3
Coding region: 48-1037 (329 amino acids)
Source: RefSeq, a predicted model, not a curated record
AAGAAGUAAAUUUUAGCGUCAAUUUAGGAUCAAGUGAAACAAAAGUUAUGGAAACUUUCAAGAACUACGCUGUGUGCUUCGUGCUGUUUUUUGUGAACUGUUCUGCACAGUUGCAUUUUCACCACCGCAACUCAGAUGCUUCGUUACUUCGUAUAUUACAAAUUGAUAAGACCAAAGGUUUCGUAGCUCCAUUUGAUAAUAACAUAAAAACACUGUCAGUUGGUAGAAAUGGUCAUAUAUAUCCUGUAUCUUCUGAAUUCGGACCGGAUCAGAAAGAUCGCCUAGCAGAAAGGCAACAAGAUACCAUUUCAACUCGUCACAAUAUAUCUAUGUUAGAUGAUUCUAAGGUGCUGACAUCAACUAGUUUACCGGACAGUGCAGCUGCUUUGGGGCGAAAUGGGCGAAGUUUCCAUGAUAUAAUCAGGUUAAAGAGAAUUUCUCGGCAAGAGUUGUUACGAAAUUUAGAUCGAAACUAUAAUAAUAUUAAUGAAGAGAAGAAAGACAAUCGAUAUGAACACGCUAACACUCAAGUGGAAGAAACGGUUCUGUUCUCUCCCCGGACGUUUUCAUCUUCACAGCUAAAUUUCAACCGCUUUGACUCUACUUUAGACAGUGCAAGAACCGAUUUUGACCUGCUGCGCACAGCUCUUCCUCGACCUAUACCGAAUGGUGGCAUGUUGAGUCAACUAAUCUCGUGGUUGUCAUAUUUGCGGCCUGUAAACAAUCGGGCUAUACCAUAUGCACCAAUAAACCAGGAACUUCAGCAAAUUAGACCCAAAGUUCGUCGUAUAUCUACCCAUAAUUUAUCACUACUACGUGGUAGAGAGAAUUUUGCCUCGGGUAUGCCUCAACUACUUCUACAAAGGAGACAGCGUCAAUAUUUACCAGUUUAUGACAAUAUCCAUCAACUGACAAAAAGGCAGUUAGCCCCAUUACGACAAUUUCAGCGUCUUACAAUGCCAGUUAUUGAUGUCCCUAAACCAAAGAACUCAAACGUUUCAGCUGAAAAGCCGAUUGAAAAGAAAACUCCAGCCUGAAGAAUGGCCACUGAAGUUUCUAGUUUCACUUCAAUAGGGUCUAACCCUUUCGGACACUGUUAAAAAUGUACACCACGAUUUGAGCUAAACAACAUAAAAUUAUCAACUAGAAAUAUCAACAAAAGCCAGUAAAUAUUACAAAGGUGUACGUUAAACUUUCGAUCCUAACUAAGAUGUGAAUUUGGAUGUAGAACGGUAAGAACUUCUCUGCGAGUCCUGCUGCUUCCGGAAUUUUCUAGCUUGAAUACAAAAUCGAUUGAAUAAAUUAAACACCAAAGGAUACAAACCCGACAACAGCGAGACAGGAUAGUAAUACCUAAAGGGAACUUAUUAUAUUUUUUCUUAAUUAUUUUGAGCAAACCAGGAAGAUUUCUAGGAAAUUAUCAUGGCUAAUGUCCAAGGUCAAGAGCAUCAAAAUCCAUCAG